Molecule: messenger RNA, 3770 nt
Organism: Cuscuta epithymum
Lineage: Eukaryota; Viridiplantae; Streptophyta; Magnoliopsida; Solanales; Convolvulaceae
Source: the annotation of a GenBank genome assembly
GCCGACCUGCCACUCCCUCUGUGAUAUCACCGAUAUCAAUUCCUCUGAUCUCCUAUCGCCACACCGCUUAUGUGGAUAUAUACCCGGCCAGCUUCUUCAUCGCUAUUAGAUAAACAGAUCACAUCUGCUAUUGAAUCACGUCCGUCGAUGUACAACAGAAAGACGCAAAGUGCCAAAGAUCUUCCAUCGGUUCAGUAGUGAAGUCUCCAGAUUGCUAAGCACAGAUAGGCAUCUGAAGCUUCCUCAUUUGGCAGUAAAUGACUUCAGGUCUGCCUUUUGUGAAGACAACAAAGUGUUUCUCAGGCGGUCCUCAGUCGGGUUGGUGGACUUGAAGGGUGAAGCCCAUGUGUUAUUACAACAUUUGUCUUCACUCCCAGUUCCCAAAGAGAAGAGCUUGUAUUUACAUGUUAUUGAUCAAGAUUUAGUGACAUUGUUGAUUUACCAAAUGGUAUCAAUGAGCUGAAGUGAAAUGUCUUCUUGUUGUGUACAACUGCAUUAAUAUGUCUAGUAAUCUUAUGUCGGAAAUGCAAAUGGUUGGAAAUAUGCCAAAUAAUACAAUGCAUGAUUUUCCUGGAUCCAGUGGCCCUGUGAACCCAGCUGAGUGUGUUGACUCCUUGGUUUCUGUAAACCAGUUGGGUCAAACAGAGUACAAAACAGGUGUGGUUCAAUCAAGCUCAUCAAUUAUCAGUUCUGUCCCCCAGCAAUCCUUGUCAUCUGAUAGGGUAUUUAGAGGUGUGUCCACUAAUGUUGGCGUUGAGCAGAAAUUAUCUGUACCGAGCAAGCGAAAGGCUGAUGGGGAACCUCAACUUCAUGUUUCCUCCCCUCGGCAGUUGUCAUCAUCAUCAACCAGACGUGCUGGUGGGCCUCAGCGACCAAAUUUACAACCCAAAGCCAGCCCCACAUCAACACAAACUCUUCCUCCACCAAACAGAAAAGCCAUGCGAAAUGAGCCCCUUUCUAGUAAAGCUGGGCUCCAGCGACAGGGACCAAAAGGGAGGGCUGUACAAGCAGACACAGUGGCUAAGAACCACACCGACUCGUCCAAAGCUGUUAGAUCGAAGAUGAGGGAAUCACUUGCAGGUGCACUUGCUUUGGUAUGCCAACGUAAAAAUGAAUCUACAUCAAAUGAGGCUAAGGAUGAGAGUGAGAGUAAACAAGGAAAACAACAACCAUCAGAGGAAGUGAAUACAGCUGGGUUUCCUGAGUUGGCAGUGGAAGAUAUACCUUUUAGUGAUAGUUUCUUUGUCAAAGACGAUCUUUUGCAGGGAAAUGGCCUCACUUGGGUUAUGGAUCUUGAUAUGGGGGAGGAGGUGAAGGAAACAAACGAAUUACCUCUCGUUCAAAAUGAUGUAUCUUGUCCGGAAGAUUUGGCUUCUGAAAUCGAAUCAGAACUGUUUAAAUUAUUCCGAGGUGUGAAUAAGAAAUACAAAGAGAAGGGUCGAUCUCUUCUGUUUAAUCUAAAAGACCCAAAUAAUCCAGAACUCAGAGAAAGGGUUAUGUCAGGUGAGAUUCUCCCAGAAAGAUUAUGCUCCAUGACUGCAGAGGAACUUGCUUCGAAAGAACUUUCGGAGUGGAGGACAGCAAAAGCUGAAGAACUUGCUCAAAUGGUUGUUUUGCCAGAUAGUGAUGGUGACAUGAGACGUUUGGUUAAGAAAACACACAAAGGAGAAUACCAAGUGGUGUUUCAAAGUGACUAUGAAGAUGUGAAUAUUGCCGCUGAGAUAUCUGCUGGUGCAACCACACCGAUUACCACACAAUUUCAACAAAAUCCCAAAAGUAGUGAAAAGAAACAGGAUUUAUCCCACAGCUUGGUUAUUCAGACUGAUGAGGCCGAUUUGAUGCAAGGAAUGAUGGUAGAUGAGUUCAAGGAAGCAGAUUUUCUCUCACCCAUUGUGACACUUGAUGAAUUUAUGGAGUCCCUUGACUCUGAACCUCCAUUUGAGAACUUGCCUGUAGAUGCCACUUCUGGAACUCCUCCAUCUGUUGAAUCAACAUUGGAAGGAUCUUCUAACAAUACUUCUUUUGAAGGCAAGACUGGUGAAGUGAUCCGAAAAAAAGUUGGGCUAGUUGGCAAACUGGUUGGUCCAGAGGCAGAUGUGAAGUCCAUUUCACAUCUUAAUGCAAAAAAAGAAUCUCCGUGCGGGAAUGCAUCUGCUGUCCAAUCUGUUUGGGAGGGGGAACUUCAACUGAGCAUUUCAAUUUCAGUUGCGGUUAUGUGUUAUUUUAGAAGUGGAGAAACAACAUCAACAAAGGAGUGGACAAAUUCCCUUGAAGUAAAGGGUAGAGUUAGGCUUGAUGCGUUUGAAAAAUUCCUCCUGCAGCUCCCCAUGUCACGGAGUCGUGCAGUCAUGGUCGUCCAAUUUGUGCUGAAGGAUAAGUCAUCCGAGGGUGGACGGAAAAGUCUUUCAGAGGUUAUUAUUCAUUUGUUCCCAUAGACAUAUUUCAAUGCUUGUUCUUUUUAGUUUAUACAUGAAUAUUUCUCACACAUCAUAGUGCCGUGGUUGAAUAUUUCUCAGGUGGUAGAUUCAUAUGUCUCCGAUGACAGGUUGGGAUUUGCCGAGCCAGCUCCAGGAGUGGAGCUUUACCUUUGUCCACCCCAAGGUCGCGUACUGGAUAUUCUUACCAAACAUGUGUCUAAGGAAGAAAGCUCCAGGCUGCAAGAAUCUUCCGAUAAUGGCCUUGUAGGUGUUGUUGUAUGGAGAAAACAUCACCACCACCACCAUCAAAUAACUUCCACAAUUUCAACGGAAGACCAUAAACAACAUGUCUUCCAAAAACAACAGCCAUCCAUCAUGUCGCCCACUAGUAGGAGACCACAUGAAAAAGAGGCCGUCAAUGUCAACAACGUUAAUUUAUUGCCUGAAGUAUCUUUGAAACCUACUACUAGUACUACCCCAUUAUUGCCACAAGGUGGUGAUGAUGAUGAUGAUGAUGAUGACAUCCCGCCUGGGUUUGGGCCGCCCAAGGGCAGUUCUCGUGAUGAUGAUGAUUUACCGGAGUUUAAUUUCUCUGGCAACAUCAAGAACUUAUCGCCCUUGACUAGACAACCCCACCCACAGCCCCCUACUCACGCACACCUACCCCUACCUGAUCAAAUGAGACAACUUGUACAAAAGUAUGGCCAAACUGAUAAUAAUAGAGUAGUGCCUGGUGGUUUUGGAAUUGAACCAUGGAAUGAUGAUGAUGAUGACAUCCCAGAGUGGCAGCCGGGCCCACAGCCGCCUCCUAAUUCUCAGCCACCAGGACCCACCCAAGGAAUUGGUGUUGGGUUUCACCAACGCCCCUCAUUGGGUCACCCAAGAAUGCAAAACCCGCAACAUGUUACAAAUUUAUCACCAAGGUGGCACCCUCAAGCACAUUCUGGGACCUUAAGAAAUCAGCAACAAGCAGGGCAGUAUUUUGGUUCACCGGUAGUGCAACCCGGGCAACCUCCUGGUGGGGAUUACAGAAGGGAUAGUGGCUCCAAUAGGCGUUUUUGAUUGAAACAAAAGUUGAUGUAAAAAGUAGCCUUGCUAUAUUGUUCUGUUUGGCAGCUAAGAACUUAAAUACUUUUAGAUAAACAAGAUAGAUACUAGGUUUUGCGGUUGGUAGUUUAGCUUCUUUACAUCCAAAAAUAAAUUAUAUCGUCUGCGUGUUAAUGUGGACAUACUGAUGUGACGAUGAUAAAGAAAGAUAACUCUUAACGAAGUGUUGUACUUGGAAUUUAUGAGUCAAGUCACUAACUGUUCGCUUUUAUUUUAUUGAGUCCGUAUUCUCUAUUUCUCUGUUCA